CACUCACAUCUAGAAUGAGCCGAUGAAACAAGCUGGGGAAAUGUUUUCAGAAUCGAACUUCUUGAACACUCCCUAGGACGUUCGCCCUGCACCCGCUGAUCACGGAUUGACACCGAUUUACUCGAACAGUAUUUUCGUCGUUCUCACUUUCACGCAACAUACAAGCCACAUCCUGCUGAUCCGUUACAAGCUGCUGCGGUCUAGUUGCCUCGCGAGGAAGGGCUGGCCCUGUAUCUGUCGCGUGAGGAGGGCUGACGUUAUUGGGUAACGAGCUGGGCUCAUAUAAUCAGUCGAUUAAGCGGCAAGUUCCAUCGCGAGCCAGGCAGCAUGCAGAGCGUGGACGAGCUUCGGGAGAACCUCACCACAUACAAGGAGCAGUUGGAGCAGGUGUCAGAGCUGCUUAUAGAGGAUCCUGACAAUGACGAGUACAAGGAGAUGGCCAGUGGGCUCAAGGAGGUCAUUGAGCUCACCGAGGAUCUCUUGAGUGCCGCACAGCAGCAGUCGCAGGAGGAACAACCACCAGAUGCAGCAGCAGCAGCAGCCGCAGCUGCCGCCGCUCCUUUUACCCCCAUGGCCUUUGUGCCUGCCGCUGCUGCGGCUACUGCCACUUAUCCUGUUACUGCCGACCCAGCAGCCCUAGCAGCAGCAGCAGCAGCAACGGCCGCCACAGCAGGGGGCCCAGGAGCAGCAUCGUCUCGCAUUGCAGUCGGCACGUCGGUGCAGGCGGCGUGGGGGCUGGCAGCGGGCACUGCUACUGGGGGCAUACGGAGCUCGGAGUGGCGGGAGGGCGUGGUGGACAGUGUCACAACAGGGGGCUACGUGGUUCGCGAUGCAGGGGGUCAGAUGCACGAGGUCCGGGAGACGAGAGUGCGGCGGGUGGAGGAGAGUGAGGAGGAUGCGAGGAAGAGAGCGCAGGAGGCACUGGCAGCAGUUGAGAGGGAGGCGGACGAAACACGGAGAGCGCUCAAACGGAAGAUGGAGGAAGCUUCCAGGACGGAGCUGGUGAAGAAAGAGAUCCCACUCAAGCUGCGGAUCAAACCGGAAGACUCAGAGGACGUGAAAGCAGAGAAGAAGCGGAAGAUCCACGCGUUCAAGUCGAAGCAGCGGAUGGAGAUGCUGGAGGUGAUGACCAACAAGAAGCAGAACACGUGGCAGCAGUUCCAAACCAAGGGCAUAAAAAAGAAGGCGGGCUUCAUGACGGGGCGCAAGAAGGAGAGCAUAUUCAAGUCGCCAGAGGACGUGCACGGCAAGGUGGGGGUGGUGGGGAGCGGGCAGGGCAUGACAGACUUCCAAAAGAGAGACAAGAACCUCAACCUGCGCGCACAGGGGCAGGCGGAGGAGGACUGAUUAUCUUCAUUUACGGUUUUGAGGCGCCUCAAGGCAAGGUGGGCGUGGUGGGGAGCAGACAGGGCAUGACUGACUUCCAAAACAAGGAAAAUGAAUUUGCAGGACUGACAGUGAUUGUCUCAAGUUUUCGUGCAACAUUGAUUUUUGCUGCUUCAGCCCUGAUAUUGAGAAUGUUUGAUUGUGUUGCUGAGAAAGUGCAUGCUUCACCUUGGUCUGCCCUUCUGUUUUUUUUUUUUUUUUUUUUUUUUUUUUAAUGCAGUCUCAGAGUAACGAAUGGAGUAGAAUGAGUGAUACGGAGUGGUUUUGUUCUAAGGUGUUGUACUCUCUAUGAGCAUGCACCUAUCUAGCCUAUGACAUAUACAAAUAUAUGUUGACACACCCCCUAGGCUAGAUAAGGGGCGACUAGCACGAGACACGCAGCUCAGGGUGGCACUACUAGUCCAACCUCUGGGGCAAGGGUACGAAGACGAG
Molecule: messenger RNA, 1818 nt
Organism: Closterium sp. NIES-67
Lineage: Eukaryota; Viridiplantae; Streptophyta; Zygnematophyceae; Desmidiales; Closteriaceae
Source: the annotation of a GenBank genome assembly